AUGAAAAUAGUUUUCCUCAAAUGGAAAAGAAAGAAGUAUUUAAUAUUAGGGGCAGUGAUAAUUCUUAUAUUUUUCUAUGUGAUAAAUUUUACCUCUUUAAAACAUUCUCAGACAGACUUUAGUUAUCUACGUUUACCAAAUGACAAUCUUCCCGAACUCACACAGACCAAUCUGGAGGAACUGCCUGAUUCCGGGCUUGAUAAAAUCCCCAGGAUCAUACAUCAAACAUGGAAAACAGCCGACAUUCCCGAUUUAUACAUCGAUUGGAUUAAAUCUUGGCACACCCUGAACCCUGAUUGGGAAUAUUGGUUCUGGACUGACGAAAACACCCGUGCAUUCAUUGCACAAAAAUAUCCAUGGUUUUUAGAUGUGUUCGAUAAUUAUCCCGAACCUAUUCGCCGCGCAGAUUCAAUGAGAUACUUUAUUUUGUAUGAAUUCGGUGGAGUGUAUGUAGAUCUAGAUAUGGAAAAUCUCAAAUCAUUGUCGCCAUUGAUCAAAAAGUAUUAUUGUUUUCUAGGACAGGAACCGUACGUUCAUCCCAUGAUCGACUCAAAUUUUGAACAUUUGCCCAUCAAUGCCAUAAUGGGGUGCCGGAAAGGUCACCCUUUCAUGAAAUUGUUGAUGGACCAACUCCCUAAAUUUUCUAAUAUGUGGCAUGUGCUCGAUUCCACGGGUCCCCAUUUUAUGCGACUUUGGUUUAAAGAUUAUAAGAAAUAUAAUUAUAAUGCUGAACAUGAAAAUGGAACAUUUUUAACACCACCGGAAUGGUUCUUUCCGUUUGUUGAUCCAGUAAAAAUAAAGGAUUUUCACGCAAAAUGCAGUAAAUAUGACUCUCUACUUCACCAUCAGAAAAGAGCUUGCCAAUUUAUCAAAGAAUAUAAUGGUGUUCCGUCCAAUUUGAAGCAUGCUUUUACUAAUCAUCAUUGGAUACAUACCUAUUUCAUAUCGAGAUACAGUCUUCAACCCCCUCGUAAUAUACAUUCCAUUGUACCUUCUGUAAAAAUCUGGAAACCAUAA
Lottia gigantea (owl limpet) is the source of this 1017-nucleotide messenger RNA. RefSeq lists its product as hypothetical. Lineage: Eukaryota; Metazoa; Mollusca; Gastropoda; Lottiidae. The record is from RefSeq and is a predicted model, not a curated record. Gene Ontology annotation, biological process: mannosyl-inositol phosphorylceramide biosynthetic process. Bases 1 to 1017 code for a protein of 338 amino acids. Gene Ontology annotation, molecular function: mannosyltransferase activity. The transcript has a single exon.